This is a messenger RNA of Yamadazyma tenuis ATCC 10573, 4654 nucleotides long. It is a transcript of the gene LYS14, whose product is annotated as fungal specific transcription factor domain-containing protein. The record is from RefSeq and is a predicted model, not a curated record. Gene Ontology annotation, molecular function: DNA-binding transcription factor activity; transcription cis-regulatory region binding. Gene Ontology annotation, biological process: positive regulation of transcription by RNA polymerase II. Gene Ontology annotation, cellular component: nucleus. NCBI's taxonomy places the organism in Eukaryota, Fungi, Ascomycota, Pichiomycetes, Serinales, Debaryomycetaceae.
GGCCCGCGAGCGCCAUGCUAAGCAAUCGCAGACCCUCGAUAAGAUCUUGAAGUUUUUAGCCACCAUCUACGGUAACAAUAACACCGGUAGGAUCUUGGAGGUAAAUUAUGAUGAGCCCAAUCCUGUUAAUGGGUUGGACUUGGAUACCUUGAACGAAGAUUUCAACUUGGAUGACUUGACCGACAAACAGCUGCAACCUCAGAAACCACGGUUGAUGUUGAUGAACCAGGCAUAUAGGUCAAACAGAACCACCCCUAGUGAUGUCCAUGCCAGUAAUACGCCAUACAUCCCUGACGACGUCAACAUCGACCCUCCCGCGGUUGGAGAUGAUGUGAUUAAUGGCUUGGAACACAAUCUUUAUAAAAAUGGCCAGUCGAUCCAACAGGUGCAAGAUUGGGUACAAAAACUCUCUAACCUGCAACAGCUUCUUCUGCAACAACUUAAUGCCCAACGUCAAGCGCAGCAACAGCUGGCCUCCCGGGCCAAUACCAGCUCUUCUUUUUCAAGUGGUUCUCCGUUGACGCAGAUGUCGCCUCGAAUCGACUUGGACUUUGAUGUCAACGACUUCCUCCACAGCAAUUCGUCGGCCAAUACCCCGGUAAACCAAGACGAACCCGAGCCAAAACGAAAACGGUUCAAGACGCUGAAUAUUGAGGAAAUUGACGACUGAUGUAUAGUACUGUACACUAGGGAGAUAAACCUAAUACUCCACCAAUAAACCCCACAUAAACAGGCGAGAGGUGAUACGAGAUCCUUAUUUACUAUCUUUAACCUUAACUGAUUGUAAAGUUUAUUUGGCACGGCUGAUCCGUUUAGCAUCAAUUGGUUCUGUGGCAAAUGGUGCUGGUAAGGAUGCUAUUUGUGGUCCUUGCGCAUGCACUUAUUGACCAAGUUGUCAUGAAUCUCUAAUACGUUCGUUCCAUAUCUAAAUAUAGCAAUACAACCUACAUAGUUAGCCAUCAUAUCUGAAACGACUCAAAAGCUUAUUUUCGCAAUCCGUUAUCAACACGCCCGCACUCAACUGUGGGUCGCAACUCCAGCGAACUAGUCGCGAUAAUAAAACUUGUUACUUCGAUAGCCAUACAAAUCAACCCCAUAAAGAAAUGAGCAGUGCUGAAGUCGAAGAUACAAGUAGCACUAGCAGUCAUGGAGGUAUCUCCAUGUCUGAAGGACAAAAGAAAAAAAUGUAUUCAAAGCUCGGAUGUCGAGAGUGCAAGCGCCGUAAAAUUAAAUGUGAUGAAACCAAACCGCUGUGUUCAAAAUGUACCCGCCUCGAUAAGGUAUGUGUUUAUCCCGAAAUCGGGGAGAAGGUGCUUCGAGUGCUGAAGAAAUUUUUGGCAGAGAACCCCCAGUUAUCGAAGCCUCCCUACGGCUACGCCCUACCACAUUUGGCUGCAUACCAUCCGGCCGUCAAGUACCAUGCCGACUUGGGCUCCCCCGUUCCACCCCCUCCUCAGCAUCAGCAUCACCAUCAACAUCUUCCGUUGUCGCCUCAUCCGCCGCCGCAACACCGAUCUGCCGACCACGACAUGUCGCAUCCACUGCCCGCAUCCAAGGCCUCGGUCCUGGGUCUGACUAGUGGUCCUGAUCACCUGAAUGCGCCCGAACCAGAAAUACCGGUGAAAUCAGAUAUGCUAUUUGACAACUAUUUCAACAAAGAAGACUUGAAUCUCUUGGCAUCCGACUUGAACAACCUUGUGGGAAGUAUCAUGGUGGAGUCAAACUUUGAGAUUGGUGAUGAUUUCGAUAUGAUGUCACUGGAAAGUAGUUCAAGUAUAAUGAACCAUAUUUCUCCACCAUCGAUUCCGAUCAUGCGGCUGAUCUACCUGAACAACAGUCACCUUGAGCAGAACACUAUUCCACGCAACUUACCCUACGACUAUAUCAAGGUAAAGUAUCCCCACGAACGGUAUUAUCUUGAGCAGUUUUAUACCAACUUUGCAACCCUCAUCCUCCCGUUCAAUCCGUACCAAGAGUCUGUGGGAGGGUAUUACAAUCCAUCUCGGGAUGUGGUUUUGUUCUGUGCCUCGAAAGAACCAUUUCUUUUGGCGGCCAUUUUAGCUCAGGGAGCUAAGGAGGCAUAUAAUAGCACUGGCUUGGCUAACCACGAAGAAGCCUACUGCAGUUAUCUUCUGAAAUGUCUCAAACUCCUCGGCCCCGCGUUGAAUGAAGAUCCUCUGGCAUCUGACAAGAAGUCCGGUUUGCAACACCGCAGGCAGCACACAUCUAAUAUCGAACUGGUGUUGAUCACCGUUCUUCUUUUGACAUCUGCCAACGCCUCCAAUACCAAGCAGAAUUGGCGGCCUCACUUGAAAGGUGCAAAGGACUUGUUGUUGAAGUACUCCAUGCACUCAGACCUAAAAGAAAGCAAAUUGUUGAUCUUCUGCAAGACUUGGUUCAUUUCUUUUGAGCUUUUGGCGGGGUUGAGCUCUGCCAAAGGUGGAACUUUACAAACAGAUGCCGAAUUGGACUCGAUCAUGAAACUUGAUGAUAAUGAUGAUUUGACAAUUUUGAGGGAAAUUGGGCUUUUGUCGGAUUCUGGGUUCAAUUAUAUGUUUGGGUUUGCUCAUAGCUUACUUCCUUCUAUCAAAGAGUUGAUUAAGUUCAUGAACGUAGCUCGAGACUCAGCCGUCACCACAAACCCUACUGUCUCUUCUAAUGGUGCUGUGGCCACUCCAAAGUUUCCCUUGAACACCAUUCGGAUGUUGUCCGAGUUCUACCAGCUGACCAAGAUCCUGUUUGUUAACAAAAAAUUCUACUUGAGCCCAGAUGACUUUUUUGGGGGGUCUGUCCCCAAUGGCUGUUUGUUGGAUGUACAACAAGUAAACGGUAAAACUAUUGUGAUAAACUGGAUGGAUAUCUCCCAUCACGCAUACUGUCUAGGAGGCAUAUUAAGUGUGCUUACUAAAGGGUUUGGACUCAGCUACGAUGAUGAUCAAGUUAAACCUGUCACUGACCAAUUGGUGGGACUCAUGAAGAUCCUCAGUGAUAUUCCAAUGCCUAACUUCACCAGAUGGAGACCACUCAUGAUCCAGUGGCCGAUGUUUAUCUGUGGUUUGAAUUGUUAUGACGAGGACCAAAUGAACAUUGUGAAGCAGUUUUUCCGUAUAAGUGAAGCGGGAUCAGCCACUUUUUCUAUCCGGAUCAUCGACAAGAUUUGGAAUAAACACAAGAACAAUAUAACUGACGAGUCUGACGUUGAUAUAGAUCUUGUGACAUAUUAAUAUUUGUACCUUCAUAUUUAUAUAUUAUUAGGUAUUUAUGUUCCCAUAUCUGAACCACCCCUGGUGUAAUACGUACCUAUUGGUUUGAUAAGUGCUAACAUUCAUAGAGAGGGCUAUAUGAGUGGUUCGGUGUAAGUCCAACAGUUCCUGAUCCCAGCCUCCAAUGUAAAACGAAGAUCCAACUAAGCUUUUGGCCCAUGACUGGAGAGGAGAAGUGCGGGCUGUUUAAUAGCUCCAUAAGUGUCGAGUAAGUCCUUUUCGGCAGCCAGAUACAAGAAUACAUAUUUUGCAGCCAAAUAUACUUAUAUAACAUCGCGAACUUUUAAUGAACUAUAACGGUACGAAAAAGUAAUGGCUCUCAUUACGCCAAAAACCCUUCCAUAAUGGCUAAAAGCCCCACGGCACCCGGAUCUGGGACACCACCAUCGGCCUUGAAUUCCAGCUCGUCAACAUAGCUGGCUCUGCCGAACUUGGCUUGUAACUCCUUAGUCUUUUCACAGCCAGCUCUAGCAGCUUCAAGAGCUUUCAGAACGUUGUGGGUUUCGCUUAAUGUGUCAACAAAAGGCUGGAGAGUAUCCACCAAUGUACGACCACCGACACGGGCGUUCGUGUACUUGAAUAACCCGUCGUAUAGGGCUUUGUACAAAGCUUUACCAACGGAUUCGACGCUGACAUCGGGUAAACUCUGCAAUUGGUGGACCAAUGCAGUGAGGUAAAUCGAGUAAAUUCCACCCGAGGUUCCACCCAUGUUCUCCUCGACGAUUUCAGUGAUUCUAGAUAAAACCGCUACUGGGUCAGCCAGAGCCGCUUGGAACUCAGGGGUUUUUGCAGCCGCUAAGAUCCCGUCUGCUCCCAUCACGAGAGUAUCACCACAGUCACCAUCGCCAACGAGAGUAUCGUAAUGUGUGAUUUUAGGCUCGGCUUUCUUCAAGGUGUACAUCGCAUUUUGCAAUUGCUGCAAAAACUGUGACCCAUUGAUUUUGAGAUCCGACGACACAGGUGCAACUUCCUUCAUAGGCGACUCGAUCUCCACACUGGGACUAUCCCACAGGGAAUAAGACUUUGGUUUCCACCCUGGAGCAUCAGUAGGAGCGUCCAAAAACGCCAAAAUUUCGGCCUUGCUAAACCCGCUGUUCUUCUCAACACUCGACAAGUUCAAUAAAGUGAUAGAAAAGCCAGGGGCAUUGAGCGAAGUAACAAAGUCGCUCACCAACACACGCUGUGGCUGGUGCAGCAAUGGGAGCCCGGAAAUGGCGUGCUGAACAAUGGCGUACAACUCCAACGAUGAGGUUCCACCAAUAUUGUUGAUGAGCAAGACCGUAUCGUCGUUUUUAAGGUCAAAGUCGAUGUAGUGACGAUCUUCAUCGUCUGGUGAAACGAGCAUGGCAUACAUGUCGCGGACCAAGUCGUCUAUGGCAGGAAUAGGCGAC